This is a messenger RNA of Scomber scombrus (Atlantic mackerel), 11296 nucleotides long. RefSeq names its product fibrillin 2b (gene fbn3). The coding region runs from base 1 to 8670 and encodes 2889 amino acids. The transcript is spliced from 64 exons. NCBI's taxonomy places the organism in Eukaryota, Metazoa, Chordata, Actinopteri, Scombriformes, Scombridae. The record is from RefSeq and is a predicted model, not a curated record. Gene Ontology annotation, molecular function: calcium ion binding.
AUGGGAUCAGGGAAGCUGGCUCAGGUGCUGCUGGGAUGGGUGGCGGUGUGUUCUGCGGCGGUCCAUGUGGUGUGUGGUCAAACUGGGAAUGGACCGUACCAAGCUAACCGCUUCACCGGCACUGUGGACCAGAGAGAGGCGCAACGGGUUCGACGCCGUGGCCAGGAGACACUGAGAGGGCCCAAUGUGUGUGGCUCUCGCUUCCAUUCAUACUGCUGUCCAGGCUGGAAAACUCUGCCAGGAGGGAACCAGUGUAUUGUUCCAAUUUGCAGGAAUUCAUGUGGCGAUGGCUUCUGCUCCAGACCCAACAUGUGUACCUGUUCAAAUGGUCAACUCUCUCCCAGCUGUGGUGCAGGAGCAGGAGUUCAGUCCUGUAACGUCAGGUGUAUGAAUGGAGGCUCCUGCGCAGAGGACUCUUGCUCCUGCACGAAGGGCUACACAGGCAACCACUGUGGACAGCCUGUGUGUGAGAAUGGUUGCCAGAACGGUGGGCGCUGCAUUGGACCCAACAGAUGUGCCUGCGUCUAUGGUUUCACUGGCCCGCAGUGCGAGAGAGACUACAGGACUGGGCCAUGUUUCACGCAGGUGAACAACCAGAUGUGUCAGGGCCAGCUCAGUGGAAUCGUCUGCACCAAGACCCUUUGCUGCGCUACCAUUGGACGAGCAUGGGGCCACCCCUGCGAGCAGUGCCCAGCCCAGCCACACCCCUGCAGACGAGGCUUCAUCCCCAACAUUCGCACUGGUGCCUGUCAAGAUGUUGAUGAGUGCCAGGCAGUGCCAGGUCUUUGCGCCGGAGGUAACUGCAUCAACACUGUGGGAUCCUACGAGUGUAAAUGUCCCGCUGGCCACCGUCAGAGUGAAACCAGCCACAAAUGUGAAGAUAUUGAUGAAUGCAGCACUAUUCCUGGUGUGUGUGAUGGAGGAGAAUGCACCAACACUGCUGGUAGCUACGUCUGCACCUGUCCACGAGGCUACAUCUCCAGCACAGAUGGCUCCCGAUGUGUGGAUCAACGUGUGGGCACCUGUUUCUCUGCUCUGGCUAAUGGCCGCUGUGCUGCAGAGCUGACUGGACAAUACACCAAGAUGCAGUGCUGCUGUGACACAGGCCGCUGCUGGGCUCUGGGACAGAUUCCUGAGAUGUGCCCUGUCAGAGGGUCUGAUGAAUUCAGGCGUCUGUGUAUUGUGGGUGUUCCCCAGGGACAUGGUUUCCCUCAUGGCUACCCCAACGGACAGUUCCCCAAUAACAAUGGCAAUGGGUUCAACUAUGGAUACAAGUUUCCCAGUCUACCUAAUGGUAAUGGUAACGGAGGUGCUGGUGGCAACGGAGGCUUUGGAGGUAACGGAGGGAGCUUUGGAGGCAAUGGAGGGGGACUUUCUACCCACCAAAACAUAGGCACUGUUUCCGUGAACGACUCCAUUGAUGUGUGCAAACAUUUCACCAACUUGUGCCUAAAUGGACGUUGCAUUCCCACAAUCUCAAGCUAUCGUUGUGAGUGCAACAUGGGCUACAAACAGGAUGUUCGUGGGGAGUGUAUCGAUGUGGAUGAGUGUGUGAGCAAUCCAUGCAUCAAUGGAGACUGUGUCAACACAGCUGGAUCAUACCAUUGCAAGUGCCAUGAGGGCUACCAAGGAACCUCUACCAAACAAGCCUGCAUUGAUAUUGAUGAGUGUAUUGUGAAUGGAGUGAUGUGCCGCAACGGUCGCUGUGUCAACACUGAGGGAAGCUUUCAGUGUAUCUGCAAUGCUGGCUUUGAGCUCACUCCUGACGGAAAAAAUUGCAUUGAUCAUGAUGAAUGCGCGACCACCAAUAUGUGUCUCAAUGGCAUGUGUAUCAAUGAGGACGGCAGCUUUAAGUGUAUCUGCAAACCUGGCUUUGCCUUAGCAGCCAAUGGACGCUACUGCACCGACAUUGAUGAAUGUCAGACACCUGGCAUUUGUAUGAAUGGACGCUGCAUCAACUCUGAAGGCUCCUUUCGGUGCGAGUGCCCACCAGGCCUGGCUAUUGAUGUCGAUGGGAGAGUGUGUGUGGACACACACAUGAGGACCACCUGUUAUGGUGCUAUAAAGAUGGGCACAUGCUCUCGGCCAUUCCCUGGUGCAGUGACCAAGUCAGAGUGCUGCUGUGCCAAUCCUGAACAUGGCUUUGGAGAGCCUUGCCACCCCUGCCCCUCCAGAAAUUCAGCUGAGUUCCAGGCUGUGUGCAGCAGUGGUAUUGGCAUUACAGCUGAUGGCAGAGACAUCAAUGAGUGUGCCCUGGAUCCAGACAUUUGUCAAAAUGGCAUAUGUGAGAACCUGAGAGGAAGUUACCGCUGCAUCUGUAACAUUGGCUACGAGUCUGACACCAGUGGCAAAAACUGUGUCGAUGUCAAUGAGUGUCUGGUGAACCGUCUGCUCUGUGAUAACGGUCUGUGCAGAAAUACUCCUGGCUCCUACACUUGCUCCUGCCCCAAAGGCUAUGUCUUCAAACCCGACUCAGAGACAUGUGAAGAUAUCAAUGAGUGCGAGUCUAGCCCGUGUAUCAAUGGAGCGUGUCGCAACGUGGCUGGUUCCUUCAACUGUGAGUGCACCCACGGCAGCAAGCUGGACUCCACCAACACCAUUUGCGUGGAUAGCAUGAAAAGUACUUGUUGGCUGACCAUACAAGACAACCGCUGCGAGGUAAACAUCAACGGAGCCACACUGAAGUCUGAGUGCUGUUCCACACUGGGAGCCGCCUGGGGCAGCCCAUGUGAUCCCUGCGAGAUUGACACAGCCUGCUCUCGAGGAUUUGCUCGUAUGAAGGGCCUUGUCUGUGAAGACAUUAAUGAGUGUGAGGUGUUCCCUGGAGUGUGUACAAACGGCCGCUGUGUGAACUCCCAGGGCUCUUUCCGUUGUGAGUGUGCCGAAGGACUCACUUUGGACAGCACUGGACGCACAUGUGUUGAUAUGCGUAGUGAGCAGUGUUACAUGAAGUGGCACGAGGAUGAGUGUGGCGAGCCCCUGCCAGGGAGAUACCGUGUGGACAUGUGCUGCUGUUCAGUGGGUUCUGCAUGGGGUAUCGACUGUGAGGAGUGUCCCAAAGCAGGCUCACCUGAGUACAGAUCCAUCUGUCCCAGAGGGCCUGGCUUUGCCAACAGAGGAGAUAUCUUGACCGGCAGGCCUUUCUAUAAAGAUGUGAAUGAGUGUAAGGUUUUCCAGGGUCUGUGUACUUACGGAACUUGCCGCAACACCAUUGGCAGUUUCAAGUGUCGCUGCAACAGCGGCUUCGCUUUGAACGCUGAGGAAAGGAAUUGCACAGACAUUGAUGAGUGCCGCAUCUCUCCGGACUUGUGUGGUCAUGGUUCCUGUGUCAACACACCUGGCAGCUUUGAGUGUGAAUGCUUUGAGGGCUAUGAGAGCGGUUUCAUGAUGAUGAAGAACUGCAUGGACAUUGAUGAGUGUGAGAGAAAUCCUCUGCUGUGUCGUGGAGGAACCUGUUUGAACACAGAAGGGAGUUAUGAGUGUGAAUGUCCCACCGGACACUCACUCAGCACAGAUGGAUCUGCCUGUGAAGAUGUGAAUGAGUGCCAGCUGAGUGACAACUUGUGCAAGAACGGCCAAUGUGUCAACAUGCCGGGAACCUACCAGUGCUCAUGUGACACUGGUUACCAGGCCACACCAGACCGUCAGGGCUGCGUUGAUAUUGAUGAGUGCACCAUUAUGAAUGGAGGCUGUGAAACCCACUGCACCAACUCAGAGGGCAGCUACGAGUGCAGCUGUAGUGAGGGCUAUGCUCUCAUGCCUGACCUCAGGACCUGUGCAGAUAUUGAUGAGUGUGAGGAGACUCCAGACAUCUGUGAUGGAGGCCAGUGUACCAAUAUUCCUGGGGAGUAUCGUUGUCUCUGUUACGAUGGUUUCAUGGCUUCUAUGGAUAUGAGGACCUGUAUUGAUGUCAACGAGUGUGAUUUGAACCCAAACAUCUGUCUCCAUGGUGACUGUGAGAACACCAAAGGGUCCUUCAUCUGCCACUGUCAGCUGGGAUACUUUGUCAAGAAGGGAUCCACGGGCUGCACAGAUAUUGAUGAGUGUGAGAUCGGGGCUCACAACUGUGACAUGCAUGCUGCCUGUAUCAACGUGCCUGGAAGCUUUAAAUGUCGCUGUCGAGAUGGUUGGAUUGGGGAUGGCAUCAAGUGUGUGGAUCAGGAUGAGUGCUCUGCCGAGGACCACAACUGCAAUCCGAACGCAGACUGUGUUAACACACCAGGAUCCUACAGGUGCACAUGCAAAGAUGGCUUUAAUGGAGACGGCUUUUCCUGCUCUGAUAUGGAUGAGUGUGCAGACAAUGUGAACUUGUGUGAAAAUGGCCAGUGUCUGAAUGCUCCGGGCGGCUACCGUUGCGAGUGUGAAAUGGGCUUCACUCCUACUGAAGACAGCAAGGCUUGUCAAGACAUCGAUGAGUGUAAUUUCCAGAAUAUCUGUGUGUUUGGCACAUGCCAGAACCUUCCAGGGAUGUUCCGCUGUGUGUGUGAUGAUGGUUACGAACUGGACCGCAGCGGAGGAAACUGCACUGACAUCAAUGAGUGUGCAGACCCUGUGAACUGCAUCAACGGACUGUGUGUGAACACUCCGGGGAGCUACCUGUGUAACUGCCCACCUGACUUUGAGCUCAACCCCACCGGAGUGGGCUGCGUGGAUACCCGUGUUGGCAACUGCUUCCUUGAUAUCCUUGCUCGUGGCGAUGGAGGAAUCUCCUGCAGUGCAGAGAUCGGAGUGGGCGUGACCAGAGCUUCCUGUUGCUGCUCCCUAGGAGGGGCCUGGGGAAACCCCUGUGAACUUUGCCCUGCCCCCAACUCCACGGAAUAUAAGACUCUCUGUCCAGGAGGAGAGGGAUUCAGACCCAACCCUAUUACUGUCAUCCUGGAAGAUAUCGACGAGUGCCAGGAGCUGCCAGGUCUCUGCCAGGGUGGAAACUGUGUGAACACCUUUGGCAGUUUCCAGUGUGAAUGUCCAGGAGGUUACUAUCUCAAUGAGGAGACUCGCAUCUGUGAGGAUAUCGAUGAAUGCACAACCCACAUUGGAAUCUGUGGGCCGGGUACCUGCUAUAACACUCUGGGCAACUAUACCUGUGUUUGUCCCCCUGAAUACAUGCAGGUCAAUGGAGGAAACAAUUGCAUGGACAUGAGGAAAAGUGUGUGUUACCGUAACUUCAAUGACACAUGUGAGAAUGAGCUCUCCUUCAACAUGACCAAAAAGAUGUGCUGCUGUGCCUAUAAUGUUGGAAAAGCCUGGAACAAGCCGUGCGAGGCCUGUCCUACUCCUGCUACCUCUGAGUACCAAUUACUGUGUGGGAACCAGGCUCCUGGCUUCAUUAUUGACAUCCACACUGGCAAGCCAAUUGAUAUUGAUGAGUGCAGAGAGAUUCCUGGUAUCUGUGCUAGCGGAGUGUGCAUCAAUCAGAUCGGGAGCUUCCGUUGUGAAUGUCCGAUGGGCUUCAGCUACAACAACAUACUGCUCAUUUGUGAAGACAUUGAUGAGUGUAACAGUGGGGACAACCUGUGCCAGCGCAACGCCAACUGUAUCAACAUUCCAGGCAGCUACCGCUGCGAGUGCUCGCCAGGCUUCAAACUGUCCCCCAGUGGGGCCUGUGUGGACCGUAAUGAGUGCCAGGAGAUUCCUAAUGUGUGCAGCCAUGGAGAGUGUAUUGACACGCAGGGAAGUUACCGCUGUCUCUGCCACAACGGCUUCAAGGCCACUGCUGACCAGACCAUGUGCAUGGAUAUUGACGAGUGUGACAGACAGCCAUGUGGUAACGGUACCUGUAAAAACACAGUGGGAUCCUACAACUGUCUCUGCUUCCCCGGCUUCGAGCUCACACACAACAAUGACUGCAUGGACAUAGAUGAGUGCAGCGCCCUCCAGGGCCAAGUGUGCAGGAACGGACAGUGCAUCAACGGACUUGGUUCCUUCCAGUGUCUCUGUCAUGAGGGUUAUGAGAAUACGCCUGAUGGGAAGAACUGUGUUGAUAUCAAUGAGUGUGUGAGUCUGCCCGGCACUUGCUCUCCAGGAACUUGUCAGAAUCUUGAUGGAUCCUUUAGAUGUAUCUGCCCCCCUGGCUAUGAGGUGCAAAAUGACCAGUGCAUAGAUAUCAACGAGUGUGAGGUGGAACCUAACAUCUGCCAGUAUGGCACCUGCACCAACACCCCUGGAAGCUUCCAAUGCUCCUGCCAGACAGGCUUCGUUCUCUCUGAUAACAAACGGCGCUGCUAUGAUACCAGAGAGAGUUUCUGUUUCACCAAGUUUGAUGCAGGAAAAUGUUCCGUCCCCAAAGCCUUCAACACCACCAAGGCUAAGUGCUGCUGCAGCAAAAUGCCCGGAGAGGGCUGGGGGCUUCCCUGUGAGCUGUGCCCACGAGAGAAUGAGGCUGCUUUUGACACUCUGUGUCCGUAUGGCCAUGGAGCCCUGCCUGGACCAGAUAAUGCUCGUGAAGAUAUGAAUGAGUGUCUGGAUAACCCAGGCAUUUGCCAGAAUGGUAUCUGCAUCAACACAGACGGUUCAUUCCGCUGUGAAUGCCCCUUUGGAUACAACCUGGAUUACACUGGAGUUAACUGUGUUGACACUGAUGAGUGUUCCAUCGGAAACCCAUGUGGAAAUGGAACCUGCACCAAUGUGGUGGGAGGUUUUGAAUGUUCGUGCCAGGAGGGCUUUGAACCUGGAUCCAUGAUGACCUGUGAAGACAUCAACGAGUGCUCCCAGAAUCCUUUGCUGUGUGCCUUCCGUUGUGUCAACACGUUCGGCUCCUAUGAGUGUAUGUGCCCUGCUGGCUACGUGCUGCGAGAUGACCAACGCAUGUGUAGAGAUCAAGACGAGUGUUCGGAGGGUCUGGAUGACUGUGACUCCAAGGGUAUGACUUGUAAGAACCUGAUUGGUACCUUUAUGUGUAUCUGCCCCCCUGGCAUGCAGCGCCGACCAGAUGGAGAGGGAUGUAUGGACCUGAACGAAUGCCGCAGCAAACCUGGCAUCUGUAAGAAUGGCCGCUGUGUUAAUACAGUGGGAAGCUACCGCUGCGAGUGUAACGAUGGCUUUGAGUCGAGCUCCACUGGAACUGAAUGUAUUGACAACCGAAAGGGUUUCUGUUACAUCGAGGUUCUGCAGACUAUGUGCCAGCAGUCGUCCACCAACAGGAACAGUGUGACCAAAUCAGAGUGCUGCUGCAACACGGGCCGAGGCUGGGGGUCCCAGUGUGAGCUCUGCCCAUUGCCUGGCACCAUACAGUACAAGAAGAUGUGCCCACUUGGACCUGGCUACACCACAGACGGUAGAGACAUCAACGAGUGCCAGGUGAUGCCAGAUUUGUGUCGCAAUGGUCAGUGCAUCAACACCAUUGGAUCCUUCCGCUGCCACUGUAAUGUUGGAUACAAAACAGACUUCACUGCAACCUCCUGUGUUGAUAUGGAUGAGUGCGCUCUGUCUCCCAAGCCCUGUAACUUCCUGUGUAAAAACACAGAGGGCAGCUACCUCUGCUCCUGCCCCAGAGGAUACAGCUUGCAGCCAGAUGGGAAGACCUGCAAAGAUUUGGAUGAGUGUUCAACAAAGCAGCAUAACUGCCAGUUCCUCUGUGUCAACACCAUCGGAGGCUUCACCUGCAAGUGCCCUCCUGGCUUCACCCAACACCAGACUGCCUGCAUUGAUAACAAUGAAUGCACAGGUCAGACCACUGCGUGUGGUUCACAGGCCUCUUGUAUCAACACACCUGGUAGCUUCAACUGUGAAUGCUCUAAGGGUUUCUCUUUGGACACCACAGGAAUCGAGUGUGAGGAUGUAGAUGAGUGUAGCAGUAACCACCGCUGCCAGCACGGCUGUCAGAACAUGAUGGGAGGUUUCCGCUGUGGCUGUCCUCAGGGCUACGUGCAGCACUACCAGUGGAACCAGUGUGUGGAUGAGAAUGAGUGUCAGGGUGGAUCAAUGUGUGGCUCUGCCUCCUGCUACAAUACACUGGGCAGCUACAAGUGUGUGUGUCCCUCUGGCUUUGACUUUGAGCAGGGUGCUGGUGGCUGCCAAGAUGUGAAUGAGUGUGGCAUGGGCAGCAACCCCUGUAUUUAUGGCUGCUCCAACACGGACGGAGGCUACCUGUGUGGCUGUCCUGGAGGUUUCUACAGAGCGGGACAAGGUCAUUGCAUAACAGGCUCAGGUUUCCCGGGUCAGUUUGGUGGUGGUGAUGGUGGUGAUGAUGAUGAUAGUCUGUCUCCUGAGGCCUGUUAUGAGUGUAAGAUCAAUGGAGGAGGAGGAAAGAAAGGACGACACAGACGCAAUGCUGAUGAAAAUGACCUCAACCAGGAACCAGCAGUGAGUAUGGCCAGCUUGGACACCCACACUUCCAUCCCCAUGAACCUUUCUCUGGCCUCACUACUCAACAAGGAGCCUGUACUAGAGCUUCUGCCGGCCCUGCAGCCCCUGGAGAACCAUGUACGCUAUGUCAUCACCCACGGCAACACUAAUGAACACUUCCGCCUACUGGAACGCCGCGAUGGAAAGAGUGUGCUCCGGCUUGGCAAGAAGCCGCCUCCACCGGGAUCCUACCGGCUGGAUAUCGCCAGCCUGCCACUGUUCGGGCCCCGAAAACGACAGCAGCUGGAGGAGAAGCAUGACAAUGACUACCUACAAGGGGAAAUAGGAGAUGCCCUGCGCAUCAAGCUCCACAUCCACCUGCACUGAGCUCUGAGUGGGCUCACAACCCUGCCCUGGACUGAUUCCUAAAGCCUCUGACCCUUGAGUUUUAACCUGCCCUUUUAUCCAAUAACCUCCUCUCCAGCACCCCAGCAGGACCAUCCCCACCAACAAGGGGGUUAUCAAGGGCUAUGAAAGACUGAGUCAAUCAGCCCAACUCUACCACCACUUUGUUACUGUUUAUGGUAUUCUAUGUUCAUGUUUUGUUUGUUUUUUUACCCUGACUACAAGUCCUCUUGCGCCUGUCUUCUCCUACCCGACCCAGCACUCAUCUCUCCAUUGUGAGAUCCAUCGGAGGAGAUGGCAGAGAGGUGCCUAGUGCUUUGACCACAGCUUCCUAAUAUACAAUUUGUCAAAAUCAAGCAGACAGUUGGCACACAAGUCCAUGAAGCACUUUUGAAGAAAAGCAAAACAAGAAAUUACACACAAUAGGGGUUUUAUUAGAAAAAGGAAAGUGCUGAGAGUGGCCAAAACUGUCUUUAUGCAUGUACGGUGAUCUUUGAAUUAUAAUUCAGAAACCAUAAUUUUCUUUAGUAUUGUAAAGAAGUUUUAUGAAAGUUACACACAAGGGGUCAGGUGCUGUCAUGGUGGUCUAAGGACUCUGUCACCUCUCUGUGAUCUGAAAAAAUCACAACACUGGGGAACAAGGUAUGUCACGUCUGCCCCUCUCAGUAUUGUAGUGUCAUUUAAUAUAUUUGUGCUGUUUGAGAAAUGUUAACACGAAGGACUGCAGCAUUUACACAGCAUUUCAGGUUCUUUAGUCCAUAGUCGUCUGUUUUAUAGCUGGAUGCCAACCAAUAUUCAGACGAGAAACAGCAAGCUAUGUUCUGCUCUGAUGCAACUAUCUUCCGUCCUGCUUGCGGGCAGCGGCAAGCAGGAAUUGGCGUGUUUGCGUGUGUGUGCUGUCAUGUUGCUUACCUCAGUACUUCUCACCAAGUGUGGACCCCAUGCUGUGAUGCUGACUUAAAAACAGAAGAGGGUGCUGUAGUCCCUCAGCAUCCAUCAUGACCAGGGAAUACAGCCGUUAGUAGUUAGUAGACUUUAAAGAAGAUAGAUCAGGUCACACAUGUAUUUAUCCUUUAGGGAUUAAGAUUUCAGGUCCACUGAUUUUGGACCUGAGAGCCAGUUUUUCAUUCAGUCCAAAGCCUUUUUCUCAUGUUGGCUGUAAGAGGCUUUAAGCUUCUCCUGGUUCUGCAUUUUUACUCGCACUGCUGAAGACAAAUGCUUUAGGAGAACAGAUAUAUAACCAACAACUGGCAUUGGGAGGCUGUACCAAACAGUAAGAGUAAGCUGACUUUAUCUGACUUCUUUUACUUUACUGUGAGCUUGAAGUCUGAGGUAUGAACCUCGUUUACAACACAAAGACGCACAGCUGAGUGCAAUCUCAAAGGUACAUGACAUGUUAACAAUAACUAAGCUGUAACUAAAGGUAGUACUUUACAGUGUAAAGCCACACACAGGUGAACACGAAACCUCACAAAAAUACCAAAUAUCUGUCAGGUCAUCUUUCAUUUCUCAUGAUUUUUUUUUUUCUCAAAGAGAAAAAGGUGCUAGAUAAUACCAUCUCUUACGCUGUACAAAGAAAGUGCAGUCUUGAAUCUGGAUUGCAAAAGUGACUUUUUUUGUUUGUUGUUGUUGUCUUUUGUAUUGUCUCAGUGCUAAAAAAAACAAUAUUAUCAAACUUGCUUCUUGAAAAUUAAAUUGUAUAUUUUUAAGUGAAAUGUAGAUGUUUUUUAUGUCAAGGCUGCCAAAACAAAUACUCAAAGUAAACCCAAGAUUGAAGGUCUUUAGUGCUGUUGACUUUGUUUUGUUGAGAAAAAAAACCCAAAAAAGAUACUAAAUCAAAAAAGCAUUGUUUUCACUGACUGUAUUGCUCGUUUGAAACCACUGUUCCACCAGUCAAAUCAGCCAUUAGUGAAAGAAAUCAAAACAUCAUAAACAUUCCCGCCGUCCGUUAUUUCAACUUAGGGAAGCUUACACUGUACAAUGCUAUAAACAUUGAUGCAAACUUGACCAUCUCCAGCUGGGAUCUAUGGUGCUAAAUGACAAUAAUUUUCUCUGAACAUUCAAGGUUGCUGCACUGUAACACAGCCUAGUCAAUGUUUAUAAUACAUAACCAUUUUUCUAACCUGGGAACCUUUGUAUACUUUGUAUCUUUAUUGUCAGUUUGUAAUUUUUCUUUUAUUUGCCACUAUGUUUUGUUUUUUUAAAGGCAGUGUGUUGCGUGUGCUUACUGUAUCUCAGCUUCAGUGUCAAACUUGAAUACUGUCGUCAUCAUCUGCUUGCAUUGAAAUAUCAUGUGCCAUAUAACUCAGAAAACAAGGAGCCUGAAGUUUCAGUUUGAAUGUUCAUUAAAAGAGUCUGACUGAAAGCUGAAAUGACAAUCAUCCUGUCACACCACACGAUUAGCUAGGAUCAAUCAAUCAAUCAACCGUCAUAGAACAUCUUUUAAUAUCCUGAAUGAUCAUCAUCAUUGUGAAUCGUUGUGUAAAGACAAAAACCAAAGAUUAUGACCCCAAAUGUCAAUCUGUAAAAUUAGAUUGAUCCCCAUAGUAUUGUAAACUUUUGUCCAGUGACAUAAAUGGCAAUAAAGUAUUGUGGGUUAUAUUUUUAA